UUGAAGGAUUAGUUUGGCGGUGGCUACUCUCGUCACCAGCGUGUUUUGAGGUCUCGCACGCAUCUGUGUGGUCUUGCGAUUGAAAAUGCAGAUCUUUGUGAAAACACUAACGGGGAAAACUAUAACCCUUGAAGUUGAGCCUGCUGACACUAUAGAAGCUGUGAAGGCUAAGAUUCAAGACAAGGAAGGCAUACCACCAGAUCAACAGCGUCUUAUUUUUGCCGGUAAACAGCUUGAAGAUGGACGAACACUGUCGGAUUACAAUAUUCAGAAAGAGUCAACAUUACAUCUUGUACUUCGUCUUCGUGGUGGUAUUAUUGAACCUACUCUGAGGCUGUUGGCACAAAAGUACAAUUGUGAGAAAAUGAUUUGCCGAAAGUGUUACGCUCGUCUACAUCCGAAGGCUACUAACUGUCGCAAGCGAAAGUGCGGCCACACCAGUAAUGUACGACCAAAGAAGAAACUCCGUUAAGCAUAAUUGAAAGUGAAUAAAAUUUUAUUCGG
This is a messenger RNA of Trichobilharzia szidati, 504 nucleotides long. The record is from the annotation of a GenBank genome assembly. Lineage: Eukaryota; Metazoa; Platyhelminthes; Trematoda; Strigeidida; Schistosomatidae.